AUGAACCACAAUUUUACAAAUGAUCCUAUUUUUCCAAAUGAUUCCCAUCAUGAUGUGUUUUCGGAGGAGGAAGCUUUGAGGGAUUGUGACUACUUUGAUGAGGUCCUCAAAUACAUAAAUCAAAUGCAAAUGGAAGAGGAUGACUUGGAGAAUAAACCUUGCAUGUUCCAAGACUACUCUGCUCUCCAUGCUACUGAGAAAUCCUUCCACGAUGUCCUUGGUCAGAAUUACCUUCUGCAGCCUCCAUUCAAACAAUACUCUUCAUUCCUUGAUCAAAAUGCUAACAACCCCAAUGGUAAUUUCACUAGGACUUUCACUAGUUGUCACUCUAGUACUAGCUUUAUUGUUGUUAGCACCUUUGUUAAGCCUAAUUGGAUUAUUGAUCAGUGCGUGGUUGAACCAGGUUUUGGACAAUCUUCUCUUCUUGACCACAACUUCCAGUCUAAUUUGCAAUCUUCUUGUUCUUCAAACAACUUCUGUGAUGUUGUUGAUGGGUAA
Molecule: messenger RNA, 498 nt
Organism: Ilex paraguariensis (yerba mate)
Lineage: Eukaryota; Viridiplantae; Streptophyta; Magnoliopsida; Aquifoliales; Aquifoliaceae
Source: the annotation of a GenBank genome assembly